Acanthochromis polyacanthus (spiny chromis) is the source of this 4033-nucleotide messenger RNA. RefSeq names its product kazrin-like. Bases 54 to 1583 code for a protein of 509 amino acids. The record is from RefSeq and is a predicted model, not a curated record. The transcript has 11 exons. Lineage: Eukaryota; Metazoa; Chordata; Actinopteri; Pomacentridae.
CCAGAAACUACAGCGUGAGACGGAGGACCUUCCACACCUGGAGGAGCUCAGCCAUGGAGGAGAUGCUCACCUGCAGCCGGAGCCCUUUCUCCCAGGUGUUCGGGCGUCAGGGUCAGCUCAUGCAAGCCACUGUGCAGUCUCUGAACAGCCUGAACGACCAGAUUGCCAACUUCAUGGUGACUGGACCCAAGCCCCUGGAGCAGGAGGAGCCUCCAUUUCCUCCUCCUGAGAAAGAGACGAUGCAGAAGUCCAUGACCCUGAUGAGGCACCUUCUCGUGGACGCUCAGGCAAAAAUCCUGAAAAUGAUGGAUGACAACAAGCAGCUGGCCCAGCGCAUCGAUGGGGCCAUCCAGUCUGCCAGCCAGGAGGUGACCAACCUGCGGUCAGAGCUGAGCGCCACCAGCCGCAGACUGGCCGAGCUGGGAGCGACGGACUCCUCCAGCAGCGUGCUGGAGACCCUGCAGCACAACCACAACGAUCCCUCUCCUCAUGCGAGGCAGAAACCGCCGGCCACUGACCUCCCAUACAAGACUGAAAUCAGCAGUCUCAUGGACUUCAACUCUCCUGAUGCAUCGUUGGACAAAGUUCUGCUGCGUGAGGAGGUGGCCCAGCUCCAGGAGGAGGUGCACCUGCUGCGGCAGAUGAAGGACAUGUUGAGUAAGGACCUGGAGGAGACCCAGGGAGGCUGCUCGGCCGACGUGCUCUCUGCCACCGAACUUCGUGUGCAGCUGGCCCAGAAGGAGCAGGAGCUGGACCGAGCCAAGGAAGCUCUGCAAGCCAUGAAGUCGGACCGGAAGCGUCUGAAGGCAGAGAAGGCAGACCUGGUGAACCAGAUGCAGCAGCUUUAUGCCACGCUGGAGAGCCGAGAGGAGCAGCUCCGUGAUUUCAUACGCAACUAUGAGCAGCACAGAAAAGAGAGCGAGGAUGCAGUGAAGGCCCUGGCCAAGGAGAAAGACCUCCUGGAGAGGGAGAAGUGGGACCUGCGACGGCAAACCAAGGAAGCCACGGAGCACACGGGGAUGCUGCGCUCUCAGCUCGACCUCAAGGAGAACCGCAUCAAGGAGCUGGAGGCUGAGCUGGCCAUGGCCAAACAGUCACUAGCCACCCUGACCAAGGACGUGCCCAAGCGGCACUCGCUGGCCAUGCCGACGGAGGCGGUCGUCAACGGCAACAACCAGGAGUGGGUGAUGCAGGCUGACCUUCCGCUGACCGCCGCCAUCAGACAGAGUCAGCAGACCCUCUACGUCCACACGGGGCAUCCCGCCGACAGACAGGUGGCUGCCGUGCGGGUGAGCCCGUGCCACUCGCGUCAGCCUUCCAUCAUCUCCGACGCCUCUGCUGUGGAGGGAGACCGGUCAUCCACACCCAGCGACAUCAACUCACCACGCCAUCGGACUCACUCCCUUUGCAAUUCCCUAGAAGAUCUGGAGGAGGCGAAGCGUAAGAAGAAGAAAGAGAAGAUGGGGCUGGGCUCUCUGUCGCGUGUCUUCGCCCGAGGAAAGCAGCGCAAGUCCCUCGACCCUGGUUUGUUUGAUGGUACUUCAACACCUGAUUAUUACAUAGAGGAGGAUGCAGACUGGUAAAGCACACAUGUCCGAGUCAACCACCUGGAGAGCCUUUUGUGGCAAUUAUCAGAAGACGACAUUGUGUUGAAGUGCGCAUGGAUGAGAGGAUGGGUGUGUGUUCGAUGUCAGCGUGUACAGAUACUGUAUAAUAUCGUGUGUGCCUGUGAAGUCUCACAUGCAUGCAUACCGAAGUGUGUAUGCGUGUGAGAGCGUGUGCAUGUGUGUCAUCCAUGGUCAGAGGCCAUGUCAGAAGCCGGAGGCGCAUCUUGCUUCGCUGAAGUGUAAACCUUAACGAGCAAAUUGCACCUGCAUGUAUGUACAGACGUGUAAAUAGCGUGGAGAGUGUAACACAGCGACACCGUGGACAUGUUCUAUUGUAUCCGCCCUCCAAAACAGCUGUGUUAUCGGAUCUUUUAAUUGUUCUUUACAUUUUGACUUUUUGUUUUCACUCAACUGGAAACUUGAAGGACUGCUGUACUUGUAAAUAACAACAGUUGAUGUGCACUUUGUGCGUGUAAAUGUCUCCUUGUCCUGAAUGCCUUUUGUUAUUUUUGACAUGUACUCCCCCCCUCCUCUCACUACCUUUUAACUUAAAACUCCUCCCUGUUUAUUGUCCUGCUUGGUCCAUCCCCUUCUUCCACACUGCCACGAUGAGAACACUUUCCUGUAGGCAACAUGCAGACUCCUCAAAUCCACUCAACACAAUUCGGUUGUCGGUUAACACAUCCCUCAACCGCCAAAAAAAAAAAAAAAAAAUCUGUGCUGAAGCACUCCUUGAUGUUGACUCAAAGAGACUUCAAAGAAGCUGCUGAGCGAGGACUGAACCUUCCAUGUUGUUCCACAGCAUCAUGACGCCAAACAGGAAAUGUCAGAAAUGUGUUUUCUAUCUUCUCAGAUAGAAGGUACAUGCCUAAGGUACAUGUGUGACAUGCAUGCACAUAGUCCCAGUCCCCGAAUGCAUGUUCAGCUAAAGCCUUCUAAAAGAGAAAUGUCUUUCCCUGGGUAUGUUGUCAAGAAGGUGAGAGACUGUCUGUUGGGAGCACCAACAAAAAGAGAGGUCAGUUACUGAUUUCAUGAUGUUUGUUCAUGAUUUCCUCCAUUUUAAAUGAAAUGAUUCAAUUUGCAAACUUGACCCUCUGUAGAAAGAGCUCUGAUUAAUGUUUAAGAGCUGAACAUCCCAAACUGAACACAGUUUAGUUUAAUUCUGCACCUACAAGACUCUUUAUGCAGCAUUACAUUCGAUAUCGUAAAGGUCAGCAAAGUCACCAAACCCAGCACUGCAUUUUGAAUCUUUAAUUAUUCCGCUUAUUCAUGAGGCUUUGUGACAUUUCCUCUCUGCAGGAUGUCACAGCUGCUCAUAGCUGUGGUUAAAACAGCACCGUACUGGGAGUAGGAUUCAAAGUUAGUCUGAACAUCAGUUAUUCUCACAGAGCACAUUUCAGCCUGAUGGUCAAGGCUUUUAAAGACGCCUUGAAUUAAGGUUGUUUUACCAGAUAACCAAACUUCAAUUAAGAGGUGCAGACUACUCUAACAUGCCCGAGUGCCAACUUUGAAGGUUAAAAAUCCGAAUUUAAGCGCGCUAAUCAAGCAAAUCCAUAACUUCUCCCGUGACCCUGAGAACUCACGGAGAGAAUUCUGAUGCAGAGUUCAGGACAUCGCUGAAUGAAAGCAAUUAACUUCGUGCUAAAGGUUAAUAGCAUUUCUUUUUUCAAGCACAAGACAUUGGAAUUUUUUCAGCCGUUCACUGGAUUGAGUCGGAGUCUGCACGAACCCCCCCAGGAAAUCUUCUCUCUCCCCGAUAUUAAACUAACGCUGGGUAUUUGUCGGCCUCACCUGAAACACUAUAGAGUUCCAGAUUACAUUGGAGCUGUAUUUAACCGCAACGCUUGCCAAAGGAGCACCCAUGUGAGCAGCGAGGAGAUUAUCUCUUAACCUUUAGCACAGCCUACGUUUAGGCUCACGGACUUAAUCACGACGGUAAUUCAAAUAUGAGUCACCAUGCAUUAAACUGUACAGAAACAACAGCUCAACCAGCUUAUUUCAUCAGACAUUCAGAGGAAGAUGUAAGAAAAUCUAGGCUAUUUUUUAUUUUUUUCAUUUAAUCAACUUUUUUGAUCCUCUGCUGAUGGUGGAGAUAACAUAUCAAAUGAAAAAUAUUGUAUCACUUUAUGUUUGGAGCCACGGUCUCUCUCUGUUUUUUUUUAUUAUUAUUAUUAUUUUUCCGCAGAUGUUUUCUUUUUGUAAAUGAGAUAACAUUACAGAAAUUAAAUUAAUAUUAUUAUGAAAAGAGUUUUAUUUAAAGUUCAAAAGAUGUAGGCCUCAGUUGAGGACUUCUAUUCUGAAGCCCUGAGAUGUUUUAGAAGAAGUGGAUAGUAGCAAACUUUUAAAGGCAUGGCAACAAAGUUACGCUCAACAGAACUAAAUGAGAAAAUUAAGAAUUAUUUUGAAAUAAAAUAAAUAACGCUGAA